CCUCCCUGCUCCCUACCUAGCCAGGUGAUAUCAGAGGAAUAACACUGUGGGUUUAGCCAACCUACACUGUAUCUGGGGCCAGGACAGAUAGAGAGGUCCUGAAUGUUCAGGAUAACACCAUGAGAUUAGGGAGGAAGUUUCCUACAUCAUCCCAUCUCUUUCUCCUAGGCUUUUUGUUCCUCAUUGUGUCAUUUGCUGCUUACAUUGGCUUUACUGAAAAAUAUUCAUACAGCCAUUUCUUUAGUUUUCAACAUAUCAAAAAAGUGCCUCUAUUUGACAUCCAAAACGAUAUUCAAGAACUUGUAGCUACCAACCCAAAGCCAUUAGAGCUUCCAGAUACAAGAGCGGGACCAGGCAGCUCUUCACUGCAGAAAGAUCCUGUGAACAGAUUGGAAAAUUACAAUGUCCCUGAGAGGCAGGCUGAGUUCCAAGAUGCAUCAACAUCACUUCAAAAGCAGACCAGGAGUAGGCUGGUCGUAGUGGAAACCAGUCAAAAAUCAGCCGAGAAGAAAGAAAGGCCUACAGCAAGUCAAAACCAUGCCAAAACUUUGGUUGAAACCCAGUCAUCUAAUAAAGAUGGGAAGCGUAUUACACCAGCAUCCAACCAAAAGGGAGAAACAAAAAAAUAUAUGGCACCGGGCAAUGAAGAAAAGGAGAAAGCAAAGGCUAAACGUGUGACACCAGUACCCCCAAGAAAGCAGUCUGCAGGAAAAGCAGCCAAACAACCACAGUUUCAUGAUAAAAAUGCCACACUGCCCUCUACAGCAAAUCAAACUCACCUGAGGAAACAAUCCAACAAAAUAAACCUAAUUAAAGAACACACUGCCAAGGCAUCGGUGUCUGAUGUGCAACAAGUCACGCAUCCAGCUCCUUUAGCAACAACCCCUAAAAGGUUAAAAGCAGCUGACUUUAAAUCUGAGCCCCGCUGGAAAUUUGAUGACAUUUAUCUCUUGGAUAAUUCAACACCACCGUCAACCUGCCCAGAUUCUCUGAGGAACAGGGCUGCCAAAUCUGAUUGGUUACAUGAUAUUUUCCUACCCAACAUCACAGUCUUCAUGGACAGGAGUCAUUUCAGUGACAGUGAAUGGAAGCGUAUGGACCAUUUUGCUCCACCGUUUGGCUUCAUGGAGCUAAACUUCUCAUUGGUAAAAGAAGUGAUAUCCAUGCUUCCUCCUAAACCCUACCAGCAUAUUCUCUUUGCACGUAAUGGCAGUCAGACCUCCAAGUGCAUCACUUGUGCAGUUGUAGGAAAUGGAGGGAUACUGAAUAAUUCAAGAAUGGGCAAGGAAAUUGACUCUCAUGAUUAUGUCUUCCGAGUGAGUGGAGCUGUGAUCAAGGGUUACGAGAAAGAUGUGGGAACAAGAACUUCUUUUUAUGGAUUCACAGCCUUCUCCUUAGUGACUUCAGUUAUGAUUCUGGGGAAUCGUGGAUUCAAGAAGAUCCCUGCAGGAAAAGAGAUCAAGUAUCUGCACUUCCUGGAAGGGGCAAGAGAUUAUGAAUGGCUGAAAGCUCUUCUUCUGAACGCCAAUGUCAGGAAGGGAUUUUUGGACUAUUAUGGACCAAGACCCCGGGAUAAAUUUGAUAAUUUCAAUUUGGAUCAAUACUUUGUGAUUCAUCCAGACUUUCUCAGAUACACUAAAAACAGGUUUUUGAAGUCCAAAUCUCUAGAAAAGCCCUACUGGCGCAUUUAUAGACCUACAACAGGUGCCUUCCUUCUUUUGACUGCACUCCACCUCUGUGAUCAGGUAAGCGCUUAUGGGUAUAUCACCGAAGGAUACCAAAAGUAUUCAGAUCACUAUUAUGAUAAAGAACGGAAGCGUUUAAUCUUUUAUACCAACCAUGACUUUGAUCUAGAACGGAAGGUAUGGAAACAACUUCAUGACGCAAAUAUUAUGAAGCUCUACCAACGAACCUGACAGAAGCAGACUAUGAACUCCUGACUAGGGUGGGUUGUUCUGCUAUAACGCAGAAACUCUGAAAUCAGAGGUGUUAUUUGGACAUGCACUAGUAAUUUUUUUUUCUGAAUGGUUCCAUAAUACUUAAGGUAUUUCCAAAAAUAUGCACACCAUGAACUUUUUUAUCCAUCUAGGAACAAAAAGAUUAUGCAAUUUAAGAGCAUAAUUUAAUAUGGGAAUAAUUAAAUCCCAUAAAUUAAAUUUGAUUACCCUUAGGAGAGAGGCAUGUUACAGGCAAUUUAUGAUGUCUGACCACUUUUUUCCAAACAUUCAGACGAGAUUCUUGAUACUUGAGAUUAGAACUAUUAAACCUGAGUCCAGAUAACCACUAAAUGGGAGCAAAGGGACACAGAAAACUCUUAGGUGCUGCCUAGUGGUCCUCCCGAUAAUUGGAGCCCUGAUAUACUUGUCCUACCUGAAAUACUAGUCUUGAACCCUAUCUGCAUAAAUGUGAGCAUUUUUUUUCUUCAUCAGUAGAGAAACAAGAACCAUUAUUGCUUAGUUUUAAUGUGAACCCAUUACAUUUUAAUAUGAAAAUGGACUUGGUUUAACAGUAA
This is a messenger RNA of Protobothrops mucrosquamatus (brown spotted pit viper), 2512 nucleotides long. It is a transcript of the gene ST6GALNAC1, whose product is annotated as ST6 N-acetylgalactosaminide alpha-2,6-sialyltransferase 1. NCBI's taxonomy places the organism in Eukaryota, Metazoa, Chordata, Lepidosauria, Squamata, Viperidae. The record is from RefSeq and is a predicted model, not a curated record. Bases 120 to 1916 code for a protein of 598 amino acids. Gene Ontology annotation, molecular function: alpha-N-acetylgalactosaminide alpha-2,6-sialyltransferase activity. The transcript is spliced from 9 exons.